Molecule: messenger RNA, 981 nt
Organism: Syngnathus typhle (broad-nosed pipefish)
Lineage: Eukaryota; Metazoa; Chordata; Actinopteri; Syngnathiformes; Syngnathidae
Gene: ncmap
Product: non-compact myelin associated protein
Exons: 5
Coding region: 47-568 (173 amino acids)
Biological process (GO): regulation of myelination
Cellular component (GO): paranode region of axon; Schmidt-Lanterman incisure; plasma membrane
Molecular function (GO): structural constituent of myelin sheath
Source: RefSeq, a predicted model, not a curated record
AACCAGGUGCCUUCCUCAGAUUACGACCGUCAGUCCCAGCAUACCAAUGAUUUUGAGAAAGGGGAGGGUGAGGUGGCGAGACGUGCGGUCCUCAUCCUUCCACCUGGAGAAACCUCGGGCUGAUAUCACAGCAGAACGUCGGUGGUUCACGCUGAAAAUGCAAAAUUCAACCGCCUCACCUGAAAGCAACACGACGUCACCUUCCAUCAUUACCAAAUCCAAAGAGCAAAUCCUCAUCCAAAGUUCUGGUGCUAUGAUCGCUGUCAUUGUCAUCGGUAUUAUUGUUCUACUCACCAUUCUUCUCUUCAUCUUGAAGACGUACAACAAGCGGACUCACCCAUCCCGACUCCUGGGGUCCAACGGGGGCUCCAAACCCCAAAAGAAGACAUCGCAACCUACGGUUCCAAUCAUUCCCAUGGGCCAAGUCGGCUCCGUGUCAGGCAACACCCCCUAUUCGAACUCUGACUCAUCAUCAUGGACCAGAACGGAAUUGAACUCUGCAGACCGCAUAGAAGAAAUGAGCACAGCUACAGCGGUUAGCGUCCAUGAUACUUCAGGGAAUACGUGACAUCCACUAAAAAUAUUGACUGACACACCUGCCUCUAUAGAUGGGAUCUUGUGGAAACAUGACCUUUUUAUGGUUAAUCUGAGACUAAAUGUGAACAAAAGACACUACAAGAGGAUGUGAAGUGAGGCGUUCUUUUGUCAAAGUAGUCAGUGUUUGUGUUUGCACUACCAUUCCACACUUUAUUUCUCACCUGUAUCUGUUUGCCCGCAUUUUUUUAUUUUGUAAAACAUACUGAUGUCAACCAAUUUUGCACUUAACAUUUCAUCCAUAAUUGUAGUGUUUGUUGUCUUUAGAUGAUAUUGGAAAUGAAUAAAACUGAAACUGGAUGUUCUGGCAUGGCUUGCUGUUUGAGCUGAUGAUGGAAAGAGUGUAUGUGUGAGUAAAUUGAGGUAAUAUUAAAUGAAUUUAUAUAA